This is a messenger RNA of Panonychus citri (citrus red mite), 2103 nucleotides long. RefSeq names its product bridge-like lipid transfer protein family member 1. The transcript is spliced from 3 exons. Bases 1 to 1557 code for a protein of 518 amino acids. Gene Ontology annotation, biological process: synaptic vesicle endocytosis. NCBI's taxonomy places the organism in Eukaryota, Metazoa, Arthropoda, Arachnida, Trombidiformes, Tetranychidae. The record is from RefSeq and is a predicted model, not a curated record.
AUGUUGCGAAUGUCUGAUCUUGAUUUAACACUUCGAGAUGAAUGGAGGAUCGAUGCUGGUGCCAACAGUGGUUCUAAUCACCCAACCAAACGACCUGCUUGUAUUUUUAUCCAUUGUAAUCUGGCCUGGGAUCAAUUACAAUUGUUAAUGUCCAAAUCAACGACUCCUGAUAUUAUGAAGAUCAUCGCUAAGCUUGAAGAGUUUUUCAGUCAACAAUUUCACAAUUCGAAAAGGGUUUUUUCCUCUUCCGGUGUUACCUCUUCCUCUUCAACUAAUAGGAAUUCAUUCAAGAAGGAUAAAAGUACCAGAGGAUCGGGCAUAGUUAAACCCUCUACACCAACAUCAACAUCCAGUGGUUCGGGUUUAGUUGAUUCUGGUUCACCGAGUAAUGAGAUUUAUCGUCAUCAUCGUCAUUGGGAACUAUUCUUGGUGGUACCUUUGAACUUAUUGGGAACAAUAUUUCAUUGGCCUGUUUUAUGGAAUCAAUUUCGUUCCAAGUCAUGGGGACUUUUCUCCAUGUUGAAACCAUCAAUUUCCUUUGCAUCGGAAGCUCAAGAUGUGGUCAACAAUGAGACAGGUUCAUCGGACACUCAUAUAAUUCAAAAUUUUACCUUCUCUCUUGGUCGCCGCGAUCGUCGUCGAGAUGUUGAUGAGGCCACUUUUUCGGUUGAUUGUUUUCACGCUCAACAUUCCAACAUGGCCACUGUUUGUAAAAUUUCACGAACCGUUAUGUUCCCACCGCAAUUUAAAUCUCUCCAUGAAUGGUUUCAGUACACUUUCGCUGGCUCAGAAUUAGAUCAAAUUAAUCGGUUCCCAGUUAUUGAAUUUGAACGAUCUGGUGAUGGUUUUGGUUCCGCUGCUUCAGCUGCAUCAGGGGAAUUUCAUUCUCGACGAUUCUCCGUUAACCCGAAAAGUAAUGAAUGUCAUCACUCUAAGGAGGUCAUUUUCGCUCUGCCCAGUUUCCAAAUGGAUCUGAAAACUGAACAUCUUCAAGGUAUCAGGCCACCAUUGGCAAUAGAUCCAAAGCCAAAGGUUGAUUGUACUUUUGUCACCGAUUUUGAUGACCACAUUUUCGUCGCCGUUGAUGCAGAGGCUUACUUUUUCCUCCACGAAUUGAUUACCAGCUAUUUCAAAGAGAAACAGAUUUACUUUACUCGAAGCUCAACUGGAGCACAGUUAAUCGAUAAACCUGAACAAUUGAUGGACAAUAAGUCCAAUUUAUCCUCCAACGACAAUAAAGAUACACCAAUGUCAUCUGAAGCCUCUGCUGGAUCUUCAUCAGCACAAUCAAUUAUUUACGAACGAGAUUUUCGUGACUUUCAAUGUCAAACUUGGCAUUUGGAGCCAACAGUUAGGCUAAUUACAUGGGCCGGUAAAAACCUCGAACCAUAUGGAGUUGAUUAUAUCCUUCAAAGACUCGGUUUUGCCCAAGCUCGAACCACAAUCCCGAAAUGGAUACAACGAGGAGCAAUGGACCCACUUGAUAAAGUCCUUUCGGCAAUAAUGUUCAGGGUCAUCUCGGCAUCUAAAAAUGAAUCAUUGCCAAGCUCAAGAUGAUGACCAAUCAAUCCAAUGACCAGAUAACAACUAUCCAAAAAUAAAAUCUUUUCACUCUCUUUCUCUCUCCUAGUCUCUUUUUCCUAUUGAUUUUUCAUCAACGAAAUUUUCAUCCAACUUUUGAUUACCUUUCGUUGGGCUUAUUGGUUUUGCCGUUACUUUUUAAAUGAAACUAUCUCUCUACAAACUGAUUGCCGUGAAUAUUAUCUUUCAGUGUUCAGACAAUUGACCGACGCAUGGAUAAACACCGAAACUGCUCACAAACACCGAGAAACAAUCAGUUAAUCAUCUAACGAGAAAGAGAUCUAAAACUAUUUCAUCCUUGUAAACUAUUCUAAUUAUUUCGUAUUUCAAUUGCCCUCUUUAAUCAUGUUUAUAUGCCCAUAAAGUUGUAAAUAGACUGAGAUGUAAAAUGGAACAAUUAAUGUAAAAAAAUCAAUGGAUUCAAACUCAAGAAAAAGUAUAAAAAAUGAUUAAUUGUAAUAGAAAAAUCGUUUUAAUGUUAAUGAAAUGAAAUUAUUGAAAUUAAACAAAUCGAAAAUUGAA